GAGAUCGAUCGUUUUUGGGAGUAAAAAUAUCGAUUCCACUUGCAUACAGUUACACAAAAAGCUUUUGUAUUUUUAAAUUACAAAAGUAAAAAACACUUUGAGAACUUUUUUGUACCGAAAAUCAUGUUUGUAUCGAGCACAGCAGUCAACCAACAGUCAUAAACGUAAAGGUACCGCCUCGCAACGUAAACAAACGAAUGCGUCAACGAAACAUCAGUGUUAUAAAUUCGUGCAUGCUCGCAAGUUCGUACAGGCAAUGUAAAAUCGUCUCAAAAAGUGUUUUGUAACUCCCAAUUCGGGUCUGCAGGUGGCCAGCUAUCGCAUCAUUUUGCUGGGUCAAUGUUUGUGUCGUAAAACUAUAUCCGAAACAUAAACGCUUCUCAGACAAAUCUCGUCACCUGUGAAGCGAAGCAGCAACACGUGGUGGCAGCGGCAACAUGUCUAGCAAAAUAACUAAGGUGGUAGAAUUAAAUCCACAUGAAAACCAUCCCGUAAUACUGGAAAAUUUCGGAACUUACCUCGAACACCGGCAGCAUGAUAUGAAAUGUUUGUUGGCGCACAACCCAUCAACGGGCACGAAUGCGGGCGUUGGCAAUGUGCUGUUGGUAACGGGCGAGAAGAAACUUUACUGCGGUAACAUUGAUGUGCAACCGGCAGACUCGGACCAAACCGAGCCGUUGAUGCGCACGUACGUGGCCAAACGUAACAAGGCGACGGGCAAGAUGCGACUGGUUGAGGUCCGUUCCAGCACACUGAUGCACAUCAGCCUCGACCGGCCGGCGAAUAGCAGUCAACCGAGCGCUGCGUUCGACGAGCGCCGGCUGUUAAACAUGCAGAAAAAGCUGAACCCUCGAGCGGCACGCAUGAAGGAGAAGAGAAAUAGCAAAAUUCUCGAUCUGUCCGUGAUAGAGGACAAGCUGCAGAGCAUGGCGUCGGAAACGCAGCUGAAGGGUGUGGAGGAAGCGUGCCCGGUCAAAAUGACGGUGACCAACGAUGAUGUGCAGCAAGAGCUGCAGGCUAAGCGGAACCCGGAUGCGAAAACUCUGGGCGAUCUUUACGAUGCCGAGCGGGUGAUCGGUGCCGACGUGUGGCGCAGUCUGACCGAUGCUGCCAAGGAAAUGCUCCAGAUGCCGGUUGAGCAGAUCACCAUGGCCAACAGCUAUCUGGAGAAUAAGGUUAAAGCCGUCAUGCAGUCGAGCAAACCCACGACCGAACCGAAUCUGGCGAUCGUUCGGACGUGUUUGUACAUGGACGUGAUGGUUCGGCUCGUAGGCCCCAAGGCAUACGAAUUGACAAAGCGUGGAAAUAACGUUUCACCGUUCACCAAAGUGCUGGAUAGUACGAUCCGGAAGGGCUUUUUGCAGCAUGUACAGCAGGAAUCCAACACGUCCAAUAGGGUGACCAAGUACACUCGCAAAAAGGCGCUCGUGUACUAUAUGGCACUGCUGUUUGCGCUGGAGAAGCGUCCCGUAAUCGAACUGGACCUGUUUCAUAAGUCGCUCGAGUUGCCGCGCAGCGAGAUCGUCAUGUGCGCAUCGGUUGUCGGUGCGCGGUAUCUCCCCAAAGUGGGCCAGUUUACGAUCGGCAAUGUGAAGGUGAAAACGGAGGAAGAUCUUGCGGCAAACGCGCUGGAAGUUUUCAGAAAGGCUUCCCGAGGUCCGCGCGGGCGUAGAAAUUAACAGCAGAAAAGAAGAAUGUGUGGUGUCUCGUAUCUUGCGUGUUUCAGUCCAAUCGAUGAGGUCCAUGUUAAUGCUAACGAAUUAUGAUCAAUUAAUAAAACAUAUAAAGUUUUAUGUUUUCAAA
Anopheles stephensi (Asian malaria mosquito) is the source of this 1803-nucleotide messenger RNA. RefSeq lists its product as uncharacterized. Gene Ontology annotation, molecular function: DNA binding. The transcript is spliced from 2 exons. Gene Ontology annotation, biological process: nucleolar large rRNA transcription by RNA polymerase I; RNA polymerase I preinitiation complex assembly; transcription elongation by RNA polymerase I. Bases 438 to 1679 code for a protein of 413 amino acids. Gene Ontology annotation, cellular component: RNA polymerase I complex. The record is from RefSeq and is a predicted model, not a curated record. Lineage: Eukaryota; Metazoa; Arthropoda; Insecta; Diptera; Culicidae.